AUGUCACAAUCAACCACCGAGAAUAAGAGCUAUGAGGAUCUCCAGACGGUAUUCACCGGUCGCAUGCGAUCACUGUCAAAUUCAUUUAGUAGGGAUGUUGGUGAGCUUUGGAGAAAGACAUCCUUGCAAUCUCUGUCGGUGUUGUGGAAUGCCAAUGACCCUGUAAAGGGAGACUCUAAUAAUAUAGCAUCUAGCGCCGAACUGAGCUCUGCUAGCUCGUCUAGCUCGUCAUCGUCUACUCUGGUGUCUAGUGCAACAUCAGCUUGGGGUGUGGUGGGCAACAACGACUGCAAGGGUAGCUCAGCUGCUUCCCUCCCUGCCCUGGUCAAAGUGAAGACAGUAAUGGAGAAGCAGGGAUCUAUAGUCGAUAUUGUCUCAUCGCCUCCCGUGUCGCCAUCGAUGCUCCAUCCAGACAGUCUGAUGAAUCGCAGGUCUAGAUCUAGCUCGACUUCACACCAGCGACGUAAAGAGUCAUUGAGUCUACCGGCUCCUAUAAUGCUGACGCCACCCAUCACGCCUGAAAGACUGCCGGUCGUCGAUGCUGUAGUAUCUGAUACCACGGAAAUAGCUCCUUUGGCAGAGGCUAAUCUGGCACAUUGCAACCCCGACAAUAAACCUCCUCUGGCAGGAUCUGUAAAUAUAGCUAAUGCCGAAACUGUAAAUAAUACCAUUGACGCAUCUGCAAGCACGGCAAACAAGUUUGAGGGGAUAACGAUAACCCAACGACCAAGCACUGAAACACCCAUACAAGACUAUAAACACGAAGAUAUCCUAAUCGCAGCUACUGAAAUCGAUGAAAUAAUACUGUGCCCUGAAUCGCCAGAUAGUCCUAAUAGCCCUAGUAAUUCGGAUGCACCGCCAACACCCAAACUGAAUUUUUGGAGAAGGUCGCUGUUGAGUAUAUCAACAGUAUCUAUUAAAUCACCUCCAACUAGUACUAAUAAUAGUAAUAUGUCGCCGUUAUCUACACCACAAUCAACACCAGCAUCUAGUCCCAUUUUGGAAGACGCUGACUCACCGACCAAACCGGCCUUAUCUAGAGACGAACUCCUGGCUCGCACCGACCAAUUCGGCUUUGUAAUGUCGACUACAGCAGUGGAUGAAGGCUCACGUGCUCCAUCGUCUAAAGACGUGUCUCGCUCCAUGAAAUGGAAAGCCAUGGCCAUACCAGUCAAAUCCGAAACAAAUGCACCCUUUAUGAAAUACACAUUCCCAACAUCCGAGAAACUCAUCCGUCGAUGCUCAAAAGGAAUCCCGCAUGAAUGGCGCGGCGCCGUGUGGUACUGGCUAAUCACGUCGUCAUCGGGACUCUACAGUAGCGAUAUUACCGUCGACGAACAGAUCCGACUCGAACAUGAGCUGUUGGCCGAGUAUCAGGACUUCCAGACACGGACUUGGGAGUACGAUUAUCAUAUCUCGCUGGAUAUACCACGAACGUUCCCAAACCAUUAUUCGUUUAUGGGAGGAAGCAAGAAGGGACAGAAGACGCUGUUUAGGUUGAUGAAGGGGUUGUCUCAGAAAUAUCCGAAUAUUGGAUACGUGCAGGGCAUGUGUCUUAUAGGAGCUACGUUGUUACUCGUUAUGAGUGAAGAGAUGGCCUAUAUUGCUCUCGUACAUCUCUUCUCUGACAAUCCUAAAAACUACUACCGGCUCAACCACCUAUACAGUCCUGGCUUCCCGGGCCUAAUGGAAACAGAUCGCUUGAUUGAUGCUUUGACUGAUAUCUAUUGUCCACGCAUUCGAGACCGCCUCCGUGCCCUCGGCAUCGAUUCCAAGAUCUUCACAACGAAAUGGGUCGUGACGCUCUUCAUCGGGUGCUGUAACUUGAAUCCGCAUCGUGAGAGUGAUCCCUCAACCGAAGGGCUAUUGCCGUUUCGUGUAGUAUUGCGCAUCUGGGAUUUAAUCUUUCUGCAUGGCUGGGACAUGCUGCCCGUUUGUGCAGUGUCUAUACUCAAGUGGUAUGAGGUGGCAAUCCUCAGUCUCGACCCAGAAGACUACGAAUCCCCUCUCGCAAUCCUCCUCAACAACCCGCAACAAACGUACCCAAGCUCCUUCACACAAGGAAAGGCACGAUUCUCAGCAUUACCCGCUGCGCUAACCAAUCUGCUAUCACCUACUGGACCACCUACUGGAUCACCUGUAACGCCUCAUCGAGGAACCAGUAAAUAUACCCCACAGUUUGCUAAUGCAGAUGCAGAUAUCUUUAUAAAACUUGUAAGAAAGAUAUGGGAUGGUGGACAUCCCAAGGGCAGUUUGCAGAUUAAUGGACGGCGGCUGGUUAGGAGGUACCGAAGCUGGUGGAAACUGGCUCCUCCUCCAGAUCUCGUUGAUAAUGAAUAA
This is a messenger RNA of Synchytrium microbalum, 2340 nucleotides long. RefSeq lists its product as uncharacterized. Bases 1 to 2340 code for a protein of 779 amino acids. The transcript has 4 exons. Lineage: Eukaryota; Fungi; Chytridiomycota; Chytridiomycetes; Synchytriales; Synchytriaceae. The record is from RefSeq and is a predicted model, not a curated record.